GGUCGUCGCGCUGCCGGCCGGCAUUCCACCAGAUGGAGUCCCCUGCGGUAAGUCGCGGAAGAGGAAUCUCGAAUUCCAGUCCAUGGCGCAGGUCGGUCGGUCGCGCGGAUCAAAUUGGCCAGUCUAUGGGGAUGAACAGGAGUCGCGACUAAGAACUAAGAGGAAACGACAAAAGCGUUGAAUCUGCUGUGCCGUUCGAGAGGGUUAUGUCAUUGCCUCGUCUCCUUCGGAAGAAACGAUGCUUGGAGUGCGAAAAAAAAGCGUUUUUUCUUCUUUCGUUCCACCAGUUUCAAAGAAGGGAAGGCAAAGAAUUCCAGGUGAGCUUUUGACAAACAUCUACAGGGAUUAGUAAGCAAGAUUUCAUCCAUCCGGGUGGAAGAAGAAAAGGAGGAGACGCGGAGGACGAGAAGGGAAACUGGAUAAUUGGUGGCAGUGGAACAAGUAACUCUGGUAUCAGAUUUUUCCGAGGAUGAGUUUACAGGAUAGCAACGGCAGGCACAGGCUCCAGGAUGACUACAUAAUUGGUCCAGUUUUGGGGUAUGGAGGAUUCUCGGUGGUGAGGAAGGGAGUUCACAAGGAAAAUGGUACUGAAGUUGCCAUAAAGACUUUGAGGAAGCAAGGCUUUGGCUAUGGUGACAAGAAGAAUGGUGGAAGGCCUUUGGCAGGGGCUACUAAGCGAGGCAGGGGUUCUAGAGGCAGGAAGAGCACGGCAGGGCCAACGCAGGACAGCUUAAUUUCCGAGGCACUGGUCGCGAAUGAGAUCAUAGUAAUGCAAAGGAUAGUGGAGAAUGUGUCACCGCAUCCAAACAUCGUCCACUUACACGACGUUUACGAGGACGAAGCAGGCGUGCAUUUGGUGCUGGAGCUUUGCUCCGGAGGGGAGCUGUUUGACAGGAUAGUUGCUCAAGAGAAGUACUCGGAAGCUCAGGCGGCUAAAGUUGUCAAGGAGCUCGCAACUGGAUUGUGUAGCCUUCAUGAUGCUGGGAUAGUCCACAGGGACCUCAAGCCGGAGAAUUGCCUCUUCCUGACCCCGGAAGAGGAUAACCAUCUUAAGAUCAUGGACUUUGGUUUGAGCCAGAUUGAUGGAGCAACGAGUCCGAUCGUUGGAAUGUUUGGAUCAGUUGACUACGUUGCUCCAGAGACUUUAUCGCAUCGAGACGUGCUUCCUGCGAGUGAUAUGUGGUCCUUGGGGGUGAUUCUCUACAUCCUUCUGUGCGGGUAUCCACCAUUUCAUGGAACAAGUAACAAAGAGAAGCUGGACCUCAUUCUUGCGGGUGAUGUGAAUUUUGAAGAGUACACUUGGAAAACUAUUUCCAGCCAUGCCAAGCAGCUCAUACGUGACUUACUGGCUGUCGAUCCGCAUCGAAGGCCGUCAGCCAAGGCGCUGGUUUCAGAUCCAUGGGUGCGAGGAGACAUUGCAAAGCAAGACCGUCUACCCGAAGAAGUCAUACGCCAGCUACACUUCUUCAAUGCUCGUCGAAAGUUUCGAGCAGCAGCUUUUGCUAGCAUCGUCAGCAACAAGUUCUUACACCUUACCAAGAACUUGAAGAGCCUGGUCGGUUCACGGUCUCUCAGCGGCGACGAGCUCCAGGAUCUCGUCAGCCACUUCAAAAAGCUCUCCACAAACGGCGUGGACGUCGCACUGGGUGAAUUCGAAGCGGUUCUGGAGGCAAUGAAGAUGAGGUCCUUGCUUCCUCUGGCACCUCGCAUUUUCGACCUGUUCGAUCACAACAGGGACGGCGCGGUCGACAUGCGUGAGAUCGUCUGCGGCUUCACGUCACUCAAGCAGUCUCACGGGGACGAAGCUCUCAAACUCUGCUUUCAAAUGUAUGACUCGGACGGCUCUGGCUACAUUUCCAAAGACGAACUGGCAUCGAUGUUGAGAGCUCUUCCGGAAGAAUGCUUGCCGGGAGACAUCACCGAGCCAGGGAAGCUGGACGAGAUGUUUGAUCGAAUGGAUGCUAACAGCGAUGGUCGGGUAAGCUUUGACGAGUUCAAGGACGCAAUCCAGAUGAACAGCUUCCUAAGGGAGGCCGUGCUCUUUCCUUUGCGUGCGUAGAAGAAAUCAUAUCUCUUUGCGAGAGAUUUUUAUAUCCUGCAGCUUUUUGUGAAGAUCCCACUCAAUAUAAAAUACCGAGUGAAAAGCUCUCCUUUAAAAUCU
Molecule: messenger RNA, 2161 nt
Organism: Selaginella moellendorffii
Lineage: Eukaryota; Viridiplantae; Streptophyta; Lycopodiopsida; Selaginellales; Selaginellaceae
Product: calcium and calcium/calmodulin-dependent serine/threonine-protein kinase
Exons: 8
Coding region: 470-2059 (529 amino acids)
Biological process (GO): intracellular signal transduction; protein autophosphorylation; peptidyl-serine phosphorylation
Cellular component (GO): cytoplasm; nucleus
Molecular function (GO): calcium ion binding; calcium-dependent protein serine/threonine kinase activity; ATP binding
Source: RefSeq, a predicted model, not a curated record